This is a messenger RNA of Hibiscus syriacus, 1901 nucleotides long. RefSeq names its product probable protein S-acyltransferase 7. Gene Ontology annotation, cellular component: Golgi apparatus; endoplasmic reticulum. The transcript is spliced from 5 exons. The coding region runs from base 386 to 1699 and encodes 437 amino acids. Gene Ontology annotation, biological process: peptidyl-L-cysteine S-palmitoylation; protein targeting to membrane. Lineage: Eukaryota; Viridiplantae; Streptophyta; Magnoliopsida; Malvales; Malvaceae. The record is from RefSeq and is a predicted model, not a curated record. Gene Ontology annotation, molecular function: protein-cysteine S-palmitoyltransferase activity.
GAACGGAAUAGGCCCACAUCUGGGUUCGGCAGCGUAGGUUGAUAAUUUUGGUUCACCCACCACAACCGGUCCAACUCAGCCAUUGCCAACAUCAUCAGAUCCUCACUGUAAAGCUCGGAUACACAGCCAUCAAUCAAUCAAGAAUCUCCCAACUCUAAAAGAAGAAGCAGACAACGUGCCCUGGACUUUGUUCCCAAAAAGCUCGUGCCUUGUCGCUGACUCGGCCAUAACUCUUUCAACUCACCCGGCCCUGACUCAGUCCUCCCAUGGCCUUUCUUUGCUCAACUUGAAAGCUCCUUCCUUGUUUCUUCAAAGCUCCUUUCUUUUUCCUAUAUUUUUAUUUUUAUUUUUUACUUUUUUUCUCCUGAGAGUAAACGAUAAAAAGAUGUACGUGGUACCGCCACCCCAUGGAUCGGAUCCGGCUUCGACAGCCGGCGGGUCGAGUGAUUUACGGGUUUACCAAACUUGGAAGGGCAGCAAUGUAUUUUUAUUUCAAGGGAGGUUUAUAUUUGGACCAGAUUUAAGAUCAUUAGGGCUGACUAUUUUACUUAUAGUAGCUCCAGUGUCCAUUUUCUGUGCGUUUGUUGCCACGAAAUUGAUGGAUGAAUUCUAUAAUCACUUGGGUAUUUCAAUCAUGGCUGUUGCUAUUGUCUUCACUCUCUAUGAUUUAGUUCUUCUACUACUAGCAUCUGGAAGAGAUCCUGGUAUAAUUCCGCGCAAUGCACACGCUCCAGAGCCAGAAGGUUCUUAUGGGAAUGUAGAUGCCGGUCGAGGUCAAACUCCACAGUUACGAUUGCCACGCAUUAAAGAAGUGGAGGUCAAUGGAAUCGUUGUGAAGAUCAAGUAUUGUGACACUUGCAUGCUUUAUAGGCCUCCCCGCUGCUCACACUGUUCUAUCUGCAAUAACUGUGUAGAACGAUUUGAUCACCACUGCCCUUGGGUUGGGCAAUGUAUUGGACUGAGAAAUUAUCAAUUCUUCUUCAUGUUUGUGUCGUCUACAACCCUUCUUUGUAUAUAUGUUUUUGCAUUCUGUUGGGUGUACAUUAGAAGGAUCAUGGCAUCAGAGGAUACAACAAUUUGGAGAGCCAUGAUUAAAACCCCAGCUUCCAUUGUUUUAAUAGUUUACACGUUCAUUGCGAUGUGGUUUGUUGGUGGUUUGACUGCCUUCCAUUUGUAUCUAAUCAGUACAAAUCAGACAACUUAUGAGAAUUUCAGAUAUCGAUAUGAUCGUAGAGAAAACCCCUAUAAUAAAGGAGUGGUCGGGAAUUUCAAAGAAAUAUUUUGUUCUAGCAUUCCCUCAUCCAAGAACAGCUUCAGGGCUAAGGUACCCAGGGAACCUGUGCUACCAACCCGACCAGGUGGUUUUAUGAGUCCAAAUAUGGGGAAUGCCGUGGAUGACAUAGAAAUGGGUAGGAAAGCUGUGUGGGGUGAUGUGGGGGCUGGCAUCGACCAGUGUGAAGGGCAAGUCACGAGCGACCGUGUAAAUGUUAAGGAGGAUGAGUUAGGAGAAUUGACCCCAGAAAUUAGAAGUACGGUAGAUGACACAAGUGACCGUGCCAGGCGGUCGAGUUGGGGUAGAAAAAGUGGGAGCUGGGAAAUGUCACCGGAAGUUGUUGCUUUGGCAGCUAGAGUUGGGGACUCAAAUCGAGCAGUUGGGAGUAGCAGCAGCAACUUGGCAACCGAGAAGACCCAGACAUGACCAAUGAUGCAAUAUUGAGAGUAGAAAAAUAUGAAAAUCAUCGCUAAGGUUGCUUAACUUCCUCCUUUGAUCGUUGGUUUUUUGGUGAGGUGUUUGAAAGUGUGCAUGUGUGUGUUGGUUCCUCGAAGGAAGAACUGGUGUGUUGGUUGUGUAAGAGUGAGCUUUGAUUGUUGUAUUUGUGGAAUUAGUUAGUUUCUAAGUU